AUGGCGGCCUUCUUUUCGAAUUUCGUUAUGGUCUCGAUUUUCGCGGUCUUGGCUUGUUUCGUCGUGCCAUCCUUGGGCAAUUUCUAUAGAGAUGCGGAUAUUACGUGGGGGGAUGGUCGUGCCAAGAUACUCGAAGGCGGGCGUGGACUUUCUUUGUCGCUCGACCGAAACUCGGGCUCGGGUUUCCAAUCCAAAAACGAGUACUUGUUCGGGAGGUUCGACAUGCAGCUCAAACUCGUACCUGGAAACUCGGCUGGCACUGUCACCACAUUCUUCUUGUCGUCUCAAGGUGAAGGGCACGACGAGAUAGACUUUGAGUUUCUCGGGAACUCGAGCGGUGAGCCUUACACGGUGCACACGAAUGUGUACUCAAAGGGAAAAGGUGACAAGGAACAACAAUUCCACCUUUGGUUCGACCCAACUGCCGCAUUCCACACAUACUCGAUCGUUUGGAAUCCUCGGCGCAUCUUAUUCUUGGUGGACAAUAGUCCCAUUCGAGUUUUCAACAACCACGAGUCGAGUGGUGUGCCGUUCCCAAACACCAAGAGGAUGAGAGUGUACUGCAGUUUGUGGAAUGCAGACGAGUGGGCAACUCAAGGCGGUCGGGUCAAGACAGACUGGACAAAGGCUCCUUUUGUGGCAUACUACAGAAAUUUCAGGAUUGAAAACGGCCCACAGUCUCAGAAUCUAGAGCUUGAUGCUAAGGGAAGAAAUAGACUCAGAUGGGUUCAACAGAGGCAUAUGGUCUAUAAUUAUUGUGCCGAUAAUCGAAGGUUUCCUCAAGGAACAUCUAUCGAGUGCAAACGCUCAAGGUUCUAA
Molecule: messenger RNA, 819 nt
Organism: Striga hermonthica
Lineage: Eukaryota; Viridiplantae; Streptophyta; Magnoliopsida; Lamiales; Orobanchaceae
Source: the annotation of a GenBank genome assembly